Molecule: messenger RNA, 1209 nt
Organism: Solenopsis invicta (red fire ant)
Lineage: Eukaryota; Metazoa; Arthropoda; Insecta; Hymenoptera; Formicidae
Product: KRAB-A domain-containing protein 2-like
Exons: 1
Coding region: 1-1209 (402 amino acids)
Biological process (GO): DNA integration
Molecular function (GO): nucleic acid binding
Source: RefSeq, a predicted model, not a curated record
AUGUGUUCGGAUGUUCUUUCUGCGCAGACAUUGGCGAUGAGUGACAAAAUGGAAUGUGAGAAUUUGUCUAGAAAAAGCUGGACAUUGCGUUUCCUGGAGGAAUUGCUAACUUUAGAAAGGAAGGAAAGUCACUAUAAUGUGAUGAAAAGAGAUGAAUACGAUAAGUUAUUAGCGGAGACUGAAGAAGCUAAAGCUGCAAUAAAGAAGACGCCUUUGCAAUACCGAAGAGUUAAAAGAUUUGAUGUUUUUGAAAUCGGUGGAACGAAAAAGUUGAUUUCAAAAGACGAACCAGUCAAGUAUUAUUUGCCAGCAGAAGAAAUAUACGACGUCAUAGAAAGUGCGCAUAUAGCUGUAGGACAUGGAGGUCGAGACAGAAUGAAGAAGGAAACAUCGAGGAAAUACGCCAAUAUAACUAAUGAAAUGAUAAAUAUUUUUUUGUCAAUGUGCGAAACUUGUCAACAAAAAAGAAGCAAGCGCAAGAAAGGUUUGGUUUCUAAGCCGAUCCUUCACUCAGAAAUGAAUAGCCGUUGUCAAGUAGAUUUAAUCGACAUGCAAUCUCAGGCUGAUGAACAAUUUAAAUUUAUUAUGGUUUACCAAGACCAUUUAACGAAAUUUAUCUUACUGCGAGCGCUCCAGAGCAAAAGAGCUGAAGAAGUUGCUUUGCAACUUACUGAUAUUUUUUUGACAUUUGGAGCUCCCUGUAUUUUACACUCUGAUAAUGGUAGAGAAUUUGUCAAUUCUGUCAUAGAAGAGUUAUUUACAUAUUGGCCGGAGUUAAAAGUUGUUCACGGAAAGCCAAGACAUAGCCAAAGUCAGGGUUCAGUUGAAAGAGCCAACCAGGACAUAGAAAACAUGUUGGCUUCAUGGCUGAAAGACAACAAUACCACCAAAUGGUCGAAUGGUCUUAAAUUUGUACAAUUUAUGAAAAAUAGAGCACUUCAUUUUGGAAUCAAACAAUCACCUUAUAAAGCAAUGUUUGGAAUUGAACCAAGAGUUGGACUGACGACAUCAUCAUUGCCAUCUGAUAUGAUUACAAAUAUCCAUGAUGAAAAUGACCUUCAGAACAUAAUCGAGCAGAUGAAUACAGAGCACGAGGAAACUGAAAUAGCUGAAGAAGUACAAGAAGAUGAAGCGGAGGCGAUGCUAACUACAAUAUCGUCAAACAUCUCCUUAGCCAGGAAGGAAGCCAAAGAAAAUUUGGAGAAAUAG